AUGGAGAAGUUCCUGAGGCCGGAACGUCUGGAUACUACGCCGAACUCUCCCACCGCUUCAAAGGAGUGGCGCCACUGGUUCCGGACCAUCAAUACGUUCCUCACCUCCAUUUCUGCUCUCGAGCCCGACAAGCUAGCCACGCUCUGCAAUUUCGUCCCCCCAUCUGUGUACGAAUAUAUAGCCGACUGUGUCUCGUACGACGCCGCCAUCCUGGUUCUGCAUGACUUGUACAAAAAGCCGAAGAACGAAGUGUUCGCCCGUCAUCUACUAGCUACCAGGAGGCAACACUCGGGCGAGAGUUUGGACGAAUAUUUACAGGAACUUCGUCAUCUCAGCAAAGAUUGCAACUUCAAAGCUGUUUCAGCAGAGGCGAACAGAGACGAGUAUAACCGCGACGCUUUUAUCAACGGUCUGCUAUCUCCUAUGAUCAGACAGCGUCUCUUAGAAAACAAGACUCUCGAUUUAGCAACUGCGUUCGACCAGGCUCGCGUGCUCGAUCUGGCUCAAAGAAACUCCGAGUCCUAUCUUCGGUCUCAGGCUCCUAUGAACGCUGCCGCUGUUACUUCACCUGAGAAAAUCGACAGCGAUGACUCUCCCCUCUCCGCUGCCACUCAACAACCAAAUUGUUAUUUCUGUGGUGGAGCACGGCAUAACCUACCUCAGUGUCCUGAACGAGAUUCAACUUGCCACAAAUGCAACAAGAAAGGCCAUUUUGCGAAAGUAUGCAGAUCAUCUCGUUACUCACCUGCUACUUCAUCUUCCACUUGUGCGGUCUUACACUCUCCUACUUUGGCGGCAAUAUCUGCGAUUUCCCCUGUCUGUCUCGCUCGAUCUACAGCUACAGCCAUCGUUGAUACCGGGAGCUCAAAAUCGUUUGUAUCAAACCGCUAUAUCCAGCAGAAGUCUCUGAAGUGUCAUCCAGGGUCAGGUCACGUGUCUAUGACCUCGUCUUCCCUAUCAUUGCCAGUACUAGGUCACUGUACCGUACACAUUACCCUCAAGGGAAACUCUAUCCAGAUACUCGACUAA
Homarus americanus (American lobster) is the source of this 1029-nucleotide messenger RNA. RefSeq lists its product as uncharacterized. The coding region runs from base 1 to 1029 and encodes 342 amino acids. The transcript has a single exon. The record is from RefSeq and is a predicted model, not a curated record. Lineage: Eukaryota; Metazoa; Arthropoda; Malacostraca; Decapoda; Nephropidae. Gene Ontology annotation, molecular function: nucleic acid binding; zinc ion binding.